CUCAAGCGAAGUCCACCUCGGCCGUCCCUUGGCGAGAACUGCUACCUGUUGCGCCCUGCGCAGAGAUACACAAUCAUAAUACUCUUCGCAUACUCAUGUGAACCGACUAAAAUUGGGCCUUCUAUGCUUGUUUACUGAAAAUGCUGCUUCCUUGCGGCUGUGGCACAUUUAUGAUAUAAUGCACGAAUAAAUUGCGUUCAGGAUCAGUUCUACUCCCGCAAUGGUCAGCGGAAGGCUGUGAAACUCCUAGUGAAACUCCUUCAAGUCUUUGACAUCUGCGCUCAGGGACACUAUGAGUUACGGCGCUCACAUAGUUCUUUUGGCUCUUUUGAGUGUCGGGUGGCGCGGACACUCUCAGGCGCGGACACUCUCGGUAUUCAAUCCGACUCAGUUCGUCGCAGCGCUGAGGGAUGAGACCAUUCUCCAGAUGCUCGUAGAGGCACCGCUGCUGGCCCUGACGGAGGAUGUGUUUCAGGGUGUGAGCACGCCCAUACGGCUCAACCGCACCGUCAGUGUGGUGGGCAGUCCUGCCCUGCCCGAGCCGCCCUUGAUCCUGCUGUUCGCUUAUCAAAAAAUCAUGCUGGAACCGGGGAGCACCUUCGCUUUGGUCAACGUGGCAAUCCAAUACUUUGUCACUGAUAGUCCUGCACGGGCGCCGAACUUCUACAUGUUCGCCCCUUCCAAGGCGCCAACCCUUGGACCAAACAGCACCCGCAUUCUAAUGCAGGGCUCCAUGCUUAUACUCGCUGUUGGCCUGCCUUUCGAGCUGCGCAAGCAGAAUGUUCUAUCGGCGAAGCGACCAGUGUGGGAGCCCCCUGAUCAACAAGACAUUGAGUGGAUGCUCCCGGAUCCGCCUGGCAAACCGUGCGUUAAUGACUCUGCUGCCCCACUGCUGGAUCGCUGCUGGUUCCCGGGCAGAGACUUGUACAAAGACGUUGCCUUCGCUGGGGGCGAUGUUUCGGCCACUGACAGCACGGUCGUUCCCAACAAUGUCACAAUCCACUUCAUAAACAGCACACUGGUGUGCCAACAGCUGUUGUCGGAGGAGUGCAUCACAUCGCUUGGGCCGUACGGCUGCCUGGUCUACACAUACCGCCAACUGCGCGGCUCUCCGCCGGUGCCCAUUUCCGCGCAAAUGGCCGCGAUAUUGGCACAGCAACAGCAGCAGCAGCCGUCGGUGCCGCCAGGCUUCCAGACGCCCUCCCCAGGGCCAGCCGGGUUGCUAGAUAACGGCAGCUCAGACGCAGGAGGCGGCAGUACGGCGGUGCUGGUGGGCGCCAUCGUGGGAGGGGUCCUGGGAGCCGCGGCGCUGGUGGGUGCGGUCGGGGCCAUCCUGUGGUAUGUCAGGCGGCGGAGCAACGGGGCAACCCAAUCAUCUCGGCAGCUGAAUGACAACAAAGGCCAACCAAAGUCCGCUGGUGGCCAUGCCAACAGCAGCGAACCAAGUGCAAGCCUGCAGGAGCAGGUGGCGCAUCACAGUGGUGUAAAAGAGCGAGCUCGACAGGGGAACUGUGCCGAACAUGUGGUUACAGUAUCACUGGCCACGCAAGGGUUCGUGGGCAACCCCGAGACAGGUGUGACACGUGGCUCAGCUGAGACAACGUGCCUUGGUCACGAGGCAUCCGGGCUGCAGGCGCACCCAUCAGACUUCAGCGGCCGGCAGCUGAAUGACCUGGUCGUUCGGGCCGCGCCCUAUCGCGAGGGUCUGCUGACGACGAACGUGACGUUAGUGCCAUCUAGCAGCUCUGCCGCGCGGGCAGCUGGCGAGGGUGCGUCCUCAACCACCUCCGGGCCUACAGCGGUGCCACUGUCCAUGUCCUUAGAGAGCAGGCCCGGCAGUGGGGUUCGUUCUGUCGGCGUUGCAGGCGGCGUGGUUCCGCGCACAGGCUCAGGGGGCAACGUGCCGGCGGCAGUGGUUAGCGGGGCGAGCACAACAGCCGCAGCAGCCACAGAGAGUCACGGGACAUCACGGGGGACACCAGGCACAGUGCAGUCUGCUGCGUACUGUGGCGGCAGCAGCGGAGCACCAGCGUCCGCCGGUGAUGAUACUUCCACUGCCGUGCCGACGGGGGGGUUCGCGUCAAGGGUUGCAACGCUGCUGCUUGAACGCAGCAGCGAUGCCCUCGGGCUCCAUUUCCUUGCGCAAGGCUUUAGAACGUCUACUCCAGCAGGCAAGGACGCAGCAGCGGGGGCCGCGCAAGGCGCCGCUGCUAUGCCAGUAGAUGCAGAAGCGAUGGCGGGCAUGCGGGCCGCGGGCACUCCAGCCGCUGCCGUGUCUCUCCUGCCCCUGCCUGAAGCAUGUGAGGAGCAGAACGUCCAAGUGGAGGUGGUGGAGCUGCUGCCUAUUAAGCUGGGCAAGGGCAGCUUCGGCCGCGUGCAGGAGGGCCGGUACCGGGGGCAGCGGGUGGCUGUGAAGCAGGCGCUGGACCUACACGACGGGCUGUCGGUGCCCACGGGGAAACUGGUGGCGUCGUUCCUGCAGGAGGUGGAGGUCAUGGGCAGGUGCGAUCACCCAAACAUCUGCAAGCUGCUGGCGGCGUGCCUGGCCCCUCCCAAGCUGUGCCUGGUGAUGGAAUUGAUGGACACAAGCCUGGAGUCCCUCAUUAAAGGCCAGAUGCCAGGGCAACUGUUGCCGCUGCCCAAACUGCUGCACAUCGCCAUCCAGGUGGCGCAAGGGCUGGAGUAUCUGCACCCGACUGUACUCCACCGCGACCUGAAACCUGCCAAUGUGCUCAUUAGCGACCCGGAGUCGGACACUCCCAUCGUCAAGCUCGCGGAUUUCGGGCUGUCCAAGAUCGCGGAGAUGACCCUGCAGACGGCCAAUCCGGAGGCAGGCACACCGGCGUACAUGGCACCAGAGUGCUUUGACGUCAACAACUUCAAACUUACGCACAAGAUGGAUAUUUAUGCCUUCGGCGUGCUUUUGUGGGUGAUGCUCACUGGGGAGGAGCCGUGGAAGGACGUCACACUGGUGUCCGUGGCUUACAGCGUGCACUGCGGACUGCGGCUCCCCAUCAGCCACAUUCCAGAGAGCCGCUGCUCGAGAAAGCUGCGGAAGCUCAUCGCUCAGUGCUGGGAACCAACACCUCGCCGGCGCCCCGCGGCGGCUGAGGUGGUCAAAGAGCUGUUGCUCGUGAGGGAGCACGUCUAGCACGUGACACGGCACCGUCGUCCGUAGAAGCGGCAUGCUAACAUGCGUGACAAUUGUGUGAGAAGCAUGAUUGCUUAAACGGAAUGGAAGAGGCACUGCAUAUUGCAUAGCAGUGGGCAUGGCUGUGGCGAUUCAUACUUCCGGCGCGCAAAUGUACGGCCAUGAUAGAUGCUGAGGUUCUUGCCAUCGUUAAGAUUCAUUUACCAGCUGAACGCACAUAUGGACUCGAUUAUGCAUGGACUCAUAUUAAUGUGACUUGCUGCAAUGCUGGAUCUCGAUACCGCUCGGUAUGUCUUGAUGGGUACGUGCAGUGCAUUGGCUCAACGCCGCACAAAGUGCUUGGUUGCAGAAACCGCGAUGUCACCACCGCGAACCAAAUCUGCCUGCUACUGAUGCUGGCGCUCAUGGGCAUUGGCCGGCCGCCGGCGCUGCGCCGUCCGCCGCCGCCACAGCAGCCGCAGGCGGGUGAUGGAGGGGGGCGCGGUGUAUGGGAGGUGCCAAUUUGUACUUUUACAGGUUCAAUUUGUGGUUUGUGAGCUACCUCUCAAUGCUCGGCACGUGUUUAAGUGCUGUGCAGCAGUCCGCAGUGCCCAGGACUCAGUUAAGAGUGUUGCGUAAUGAUUGGGGAUCACGCUUGGCUGGGACCCAUGUGCGUACCGAAGCGUUUGGGAAAGUCCGACGCCAAUCAGGAUCAGGAUGGUUUCUGUUCGGGCUGAAAACGGUUCCCAUCGGAAUGUCCCUUUUCGGCUUGUCGUAUUUGCCCGCGUGGUGAUGGCGGCAUUGGUGGACGGUGGCGUACGAGGCCAUGUCAAACACAGAGCCAUGCAUACUAUGAGGCGGGGAUGGCCAUCCGCGCAGGCUCUGCGUAAUAGUGUGGCUUGUGGGGUCGGUUGCAGUUGGUUGUUAGUCGGUUUUCGGUCGAGGUGUGUUUGGUCAAGCGUAUCGAUCGCAAUUUGGCGGCAGGGCAAAAUCAGCCGGAGCGAGAAGGCGGCCCUGGGCCCAGCAGUGGCGUGCAUAGUGUACGUAGAGGAGGGGCAGGCCACGUGGAGGAGGAGAGCAUGGCGCCGCCCGAGAAGCCAAGCGGGCGCGCAGGUUGAGGCCCGGCCGGUGCCUGGUUAGCAGCUUUUGCUGGCGAGCGUAGCAUGGCACGUGUGGGGUAGGCUUUAUUGCUGUUGCUGCCUGAUGUAAUUGUGCUUGAUAGCGGGAUGCGCCUGGACGCAUGGCGGGCCGUGCCUGUACAAAUCGACCCCGGCUAUGUCCAUGAGGUGAGGCAGACGCUUGCAGCCUCGGAUGGAAGACAUGCGGUAGCGAGGGAAAACCACUAUCUCGUCGGCCGAAGGACCUAGACGUUGGUGACUGCCUGCUCCUGCUCCUACCUGAUCAUCUGGGAUGCCCGCCGCCCUCGCCUUGAGCGGUGGUUUGGUACUCGGGCGCUGGUGAGGUGUCCUUGUGUUGAUGUAUUUCUCUUUGGCAUUUGUAUGGCGCUUAGUUAGAUGGAGGGGUCCGCCGACCUAGGGCCUGCGGUGCCUUGUUUUACGUCCGUGCGAUACGCGUUUGGGCAGCGCCGCUCUGCGUAGUGGGGCUGCGGCAGGGGUGGGCUGCGGCGAUCGGUGGCCUGGCUUAGACUCAUGGCGAAGUGUUCGAGACACGCUUCACGUGUGGACUACAUUAAUGCAUGGAUGAGA
Chlamydomonas reinhardtii is the source of this 4836-nucleotide messenger RNA. RefSeq lists its product as uncharacterized. The transcript has 21 exons. Bases 293 to 3151 code for a protein of 952 amino acids. Lineage: Eukaryota; Viridiplantae; Chlorophyta; Chlorophyceae; Chlamydomonadales; Chlamydomonadaceae. Gene Ontology annotation, molecular function: protein kinase activity; ATP binding. The record is from RefSeq and is a predicted model, not a curated record. Gene Ontology annotation, biological process: protein phosphorylation.